This is a messenger RNA of Chlamydomonas reinhardtii, 1912 nucleotides long. RefSeq lists its product as uncharacterized. The record is from RefSeq and is a predicted model, not a curated record. Lineage: Eukaryota; Viridiplantae; Chlorophyta; Chlorophyceae; Chlamydomonadales; Chlamydomonadaceae. The transcript is spliced from 5 exons. Bases 125 to 1162 code for a protein of 345 amino acids.
ACUAUUCCGUCUGAGCAUUUAAUUUACAGCACAUAUCAAUUAUCAAGAAUAACCUGACUGUCUUUGCACGCCGUGACAAGCAAACUUCGGUUCCCGAAGCAGGCGCUCUUGCGCCGUUUACAACAUGACAACCAAGUAUGGCAUGUUUAAGGAGCACGAGUACCUUCGGCCAGGCGGCGAAGGGCCCGCAGCGGCAGGCUCGGACGGUGGCAGUCCAGCGCCAGGGUCUCUAAAAAAUAGCCGCACAGCAUCACCAACUGGCGAUCGUGAUGGUGGAUUGAACUUUAAGGCUACUGUGGGCCGCGCUGGAAAGGGCAACGACGCUACUUUCGAGCCAUUUAAAUCACUACAUCACGGCGACAAGUACAUUGACCCCAGCCGGAGAGCGUUGCUGGACCAGAAUGCGGCCAAGGGCAAGCAGGUCGUGCCCGCGGCCUUCAAAGCAGCUUCCCCCAUGAAGAAAUCCACAACGCCAGGCGACUUCGUGGGGACAAUCGCAGGGAAAGUGCCGUACGUGCCGGGCAGCACCAUCAGCACGCAGAAGACCAAGGACGACGUGCGCCACGAGCCGCGCGGCUUUUACACCAGCCCCGCCAAGAAGGGCGGCCUGGGUUUCAACAAGACCACGCUGUCGGAGCGGCAGGGCUUCCGGGGGGUGGCCACGGAGUACGAGUACCAGCACGACCCCGAGGAGCUGCACCGGGAGCGGAGGAAGCAGGAGCGGGAAGCGGACCAGGCAGCCCGGCAGCCGCAGCCCUUCAAGCCCACCAACCCGCCCAAGCGGGGCGGGCCGGGCGUGCCCAACACCACCAUCAGCAAGCACAAGGGAGUGGCCGGCGAGUGGGAGUACAUCUGCGGAGCAGACCCCUCCACCGCGCCGCGCGACCCCAACAACCCGGACGCGGCGGCGGCCACCGCGGCCACGGCGCCGGGUGCGGGCGCUGCGGAUGCCGGCCCGGCCUUCAAGCCGGCCUCGCUCAAGCCGCGGCACCUGGGCAAACAGCCCGAGUACAUCCACGACCCAGAGGUGCCCAAGAUUGAGGCGGAGCACGCCAAGCGCAAGGCGGAGAUCACUCGCCUGGCCAACAGCGGCGCGUGGCGGCCCAACCAGGGCAACAAGACCGACAUGGUCCGCUCCAUUGUGCGCAUGAACCUCAAGUAGUGGCGGGCAGCAUGAGGAGCAGCGAGGAGGCGGAGUGAGCAGGGGAGGCGCGAGCAGGUGGAGGAGUGCACGAGGUGGCGCGAGGGUGAGGUGGAGAGUGGAGCUUGGAAGCUGGGAGCCUGGAGCAGCAGGAGCGGGAGGUAGCGGCCGGAGGCGGAGGACAGGGGCAGCAGUCGGUCGGUUGGAGCGGGUGGCAGCAGUAGGCGGUGGUGAAGGGCUUGUAAGGAAGCGUCGUGGGUACCAGGCGCAGUUGCUGGGCAAACACCGCCAACAUUGGGGGGGUUGUCCUGUAUGCCGGGGGAUGAGAGUUGUCCUGUGAGCAGUUCAGAUCGUGGGGCUGCGUGUGGUCUUGUACAGCGUGUGUGCGACCCUAUGGUGAACAUGCGACGAGCGGCGGUGGUAGCGGCGCCUGCCGCCAGACUGCAGUUCACAGAUUUUAGGCUUCUUGACGUGCAGGUAGACAGAAAAGCGCAGGGAAGUUGCCAACCGGUUGUGAGGGGCACGAAAGGGGUUAGGCGGUUAGAGGGUAGUGGUGGCUCGUGCAGUCAACAGAGCUGCUGUGAGGGCCGUUUGGACGAAAAUGCAAUCUUAAAGCUGAUGUGCUGGUUGGUGGACAGAACUGGCGUGCACCAGUAUUCUGAAGGCAAGAGAUGCCUUUUUGAAUAUGGCUGGGGCCACUACUGAAUCAUGACGCCGCGCGGAAAGCGGAGACCCACGGGGCGCAAGACGGAAAGAACGGCAAGACUAACA